UGAUCUUCAGUCCAACCCGCGCUUUCGAUAUGCGUGGAGAGGAUUAUUGUCGCUCCGAUUUUUACUCGUAGAAAAAGAUUUCGUCUUUCACACAAGUGAUAUUUUGAAUAUAAAACAAGUAAACAAUCAUCGAAAAUAAAAAAAAAUUUUUAAUAAAUUUCUCCUUCCAAGAGAAAUAAAAUACCGACAAGUGUAUUCUAAUAGUUUCUCAGUGAUACUUCUGAAUAGAACCACUUUUUUGAUAAUAAACUGAAUUACGAUAUUUGAUUUUGUGGUUAAUUAUCCGAAAAUCUAAGUUCACAGCCCUUAAAUGUAAGAAAAUUUAAGGACAUUUUAUACCCUAGUAAGUAGUUGUCAGUUUACAAAAAGCGAGUGAAGAAAUAAGAGCUUUGAUAAGAGAGAAAAAAAGAUGAUGAUGAUGUUGAAGAAAGUGGAUUAUUCUAAAAUAGUGUUUUCAAUGGAUAGUGUAAAUUUGGUGAAUAACUGGAUUCCACAAUUUCGUCUUUAGAAGAUUAUAUUGAGGUGGAAAGUGGGGAGAGAAAGAGACUAGCUCGCAAAGAUGAAUCUAAUUUGGACAACGUUGGUCCUAAUGGCAAUUACGAGCCUCGUAAAUGCCUGGAGCAUUUACCACACUGGUCAUCCUGGCACUGACACAAAAUGCGAAAGGCUAAGCGUUUCCUUUUGUCGAGGUCUGGGCUACAACCUCACGUCCAUGCCAAACUUUAUGGGCCACGAAAAUCAGUUACAGGCUGAACGCGGGCUUCAACAAUUCAUGCCCUUGGUGCAUAAUAAUUGCUCGAAACAUUUGAUGAUAUUCUUCUGCGCUGUCUUUGCACCAGUUUGCUCGGAGAAUUUGGCAAUUCCGCCAUGUAAGCCAUUGUGCUUAUCCGUGAGACGUGCAUGUGAACCAGUCUUGUCAAGAUUCAAUCUUCCUUGGUUAAAUAUACUCGAUUGUGAUCGUUUCCCAGAAGCAAAAUUUAGUGGGAACACUCUUUGCGUGCAACCGCCACAGGAAGAAGCAACUCUAUCGGAAACCCUAUCGCCAGCGGUUUCACCAGCAAUUCAGCAGCAGUGGCCUGUUCAAUCACUGCAACCAACACAGCUACCUGCUGCUUCUAAUCACCAUAAUCAGUGUCCUAAACAUUUUAUCCAAGCACCGGAUAUCCACAAUAUAACGUGUAUUCCAAAGUGUGGUGCAGACGCUUAUUACAGAACAGAGGACAAAAGAUUCACGGAACGUUGGAUGAUUGGAUGGGCAUGGCUUUGUUUUCUUUCGACGCUUUUUACUCUUCUCACAUUCUGGGUGGAUCCCUCUCGAUUUCGUUAUCCUGAAAGGCCAAUUGUCUUUCUGGCUUUGUGUUAUAAUUUGCUAUCGGUCGCUUUCAUCAUUCGAGGGGCAGUUGGCUCUGAAAAUUUAAGCUGUGCCAGUCAACUUGAUGGACCAUCAUAUGUACCAGUACAUGAUGGUCUAAGAAGUAUGCCAUGCACAAUUUGGUGGUUCGCGAGAUAUUAUUUUGGACUAGUAAGCAGCGUAUGGUGGUCGAUUCUUUGUGGUUGCUGGUUUUUGAGUGCCAAACACGAAUGGAGUAGUGAAGCUCUACACAACAUAUCAACUUAUUUACACGCCAUCGCCUGGGGCUUACCGAUUCUUCUCACUGCUGGUUCACUCAUCGCAAAAAGCGUCGUAGCAGACGAAUUAACGGGCCUCUGUCAAAUAUCCGAUGAAUCCGCCCUCUGGCUGGAGGUUCUUCCACAUGCAAUUCUCCUCCUGCUGGGUUGUGGUUUCGCGUGCUUGGCAGGUGGCGCUCUCGUCCGUGUGAGAAGAGCUGUCCGAUCAGCUGGCCGAAGUGCGACAAAAUUAGAACGACUGAUGACGAGGCUGGGAAUUUUCGCCUUACUCUACGCCUUACCUGCCCUCGGUUCACUCGCGUGUACAAUCUAUGAAUCGCGCAUAAAACCACUGUGGAGGGAAUUUGCAUUUCUCGCCGCCUACAAUUGUAUAAAUGCUCAAAAUUGCGAUCACGGUCCAAUUUAUUCAGCGGCGGGUCUUGAAGUUGCACUGCUCAGACUAUUUCUUUCGUUGGUGAUUGGCGUCACUGCCGGAAUGUGGGUUUGGUCUGGAAAAACAUGUAGAGCCUGGAGUCGUUUAUUGGCUGCUCCUAGUAAACUCUCGAGGCCAACUGUCAAUCUUGAGGCAAAUCAUCAAUACGUCGAUUACAGUAUGUUCCAUGGAUUGAAAUCUGUCGAUUCUGUAGCUGUUGCGUGAUUUUUUUCGUUUGUUUGUAUUUUCUUUAUACAAAGUUUUAUGUUAAGAACGCAUUUAGUAAGUUUUGUAAUUUUAUCAAAACGUAUGGCAAUUUUUAACAUACAGUAUUGUAACUUUAUUUUUAAAGUUUUGUAUAUUUAAAAAUUAAUUGUAUUUUCUCGUGACAUUUGUACAUUUUUUUUGUAAAUACUGUAAAUUAAUGACAACGAAGUAAGGCUUUAAAAAGUACUUAUCGAAUGUAUUUGUAAAUAAUGAUGUUUAUUUUAAUGAAGAAAUAAAAAAUUUUAAAUAUUA
This is a messenger RNA of Leptopilina heterotoma, 2560 nucleotides long. RefSeq names its product frizzled-4-like. Gene Ontology annotation, molecular function: Wnt receptor activity; Wnt-protein binding. The record is from RefSeq and is a predicted model, not a curated record. Gene Ontology annotation, cellular component: plasma membrane. The coding region runs from base 560 to 2266 and encodes 568 amino acids. Lineage: Eukaryota; Metazoa; Arthropoda; Insecta; Hymenoptera; Figitidae. Gene Ontology annotation, biological process: canonical Wnt signaling pathway; non-canonical Wnt signaling pathway. The transcript is spliced from 6 exons.